Eubalaena glacialis (North Atlantic right whale) is the source of this 1194-nucleotide messenger RNA. RefSeq names its product thymidine phosphorylase (gene TYMP). Lineage: Eukaryota; Metazoa; Chordata; Mammalia; Artiodactyla; Balaenidae. Gene Ontology annotation, cellular component: cytosol. Gene Ontology annotation, molecular function: 1,4-alpha-oligoglucan phosphorylase activity. The record is from RefSeq and is a predicted model, not a curated record. Gene Ontology annotation, biological process: pyrimidine nucleobase metabolic process.
AACCCCGCCUGUCGGGAGGCCCCGCCCCUCCGCGGCUCCGGCCAGGCGCGCAGUCCCAAUGUUCCCACCCUGUGGCCUCCCGCUAGACGGGACGGAAGCCGGUUGGGAUCCGAAGAGGACCGGCGAGCGCCGCUGUGCAGGACAGGUACGGCCCCGGAUCAAGUUGUGAGACCGAGACGUGAGAGCCAGACACGGAGACAUGCACACGGGCGACACAGACACGGGACUGAGGGGCGGACACGGGAGAGAAACGAGAACGGGGUCCGGACAAGGGCACUUGGCCUCAGUGACACGGACACAGGGCGGCGACAGGUUCCAGAUGUGUGUCGCAGCCCAGAGUGGUGGCGGCCCCACCUACCUCUGUCGCACCUGCUGAUCUCUCCCGGGGAGGGAGCCAGAGCCCAAGCAGCUGCCGGGGCUGAUCCGCCUGAAACAAGGGUACAUCAGAGGCUUCGUGCGCGCUGUGCUGGACCGGACGCGCAGGGCGCACACAUCCGUGCGUGGGGACGGCUGGCUGCCCCUGACCCCGACCCAGAGGUCAGGCCCAGAGACUGCCUGCCCCCAGGGACGCCACAGCGCCCCACCACUGUCACUGACACUGAGGAUAACCCAUUGCUGUGGGAACGCCCCCUGCUGUCUACACCACCUUACCCGUGCCUAGGGGCCAUGCUCUUGGCCAUCUGGCGAAGCAUGAAUCUGGAGGAGACCGCGGCCCUGGCCAAGUCUGGGCAGCAGCUGGAGUGGCCAGAAGCCUUGUGCCAAUAGCUUGGGGACAAACAUGCCCUAGGCAGAGUCCUGGCACCUGCCCUGGCUGCCUGUGGCUGCAAGCAUGUACCAAUAGUCAGCAGACGUGGUCUGGGGCACGUGGGGGGCACCUUGGGUAAACUUGAGUCUAUUCAUGGAUUCACUGUCACCCAGAGCAUUCCUGAUGCAGGGGAGGUUGGCCAGAUGCAAGGGCUGCCAGGGCAAGUGGGCUGCUGUAUUGUGGGUCAGAGCAAGAAGCUUGUUCCUGCAGACGGAAUCCUGCAUGAAGCAAGAGAUGUGACGGCCACUGUCGACAGCCUGCCACUCAUCACGUGUGACCUGACCCCAGACUCCAGGGUCCACCUCCUGCAUGUUAAAGACCCCUGACCUAUGAACACACACAACCACAGGUUGGCAUGGGGCAGCCGCUCUGACCGCCAGGGACAACCC